Messenger RNA from Suillus paluster, 2043 nucleotides. RefSeq lists its product as uncharacterized. Lineage: Eukaryota; Fungi; Basidiomycota; Agaricomycetes; Boletales; Suillaceae. The record is from RefSeq and is a predicted model, not a curated record. Bases 64 to 1926 code for a protein of 620 amino acids. The transcript is spliced from 13 exons.
GGUCGACAGUCAUUUUGCUCGUACUAGUGUGCCUCGUGUCGAACAUUGUCUGCUAACAACAUCAUGUCACCACGCAACCAUGACUCUCGGAGGCUCUUAGACCACUUGAGAGUGUUUCUGAAUAUGUUGUCCAGAUAUCUCGCCUCACCCUUACAACUUGUACAUAAUCUGUUUCGAGCCCUUCUGCGGUUAUAUUUCAAAUCCAGGCGCCGGUUCCAGCGCAUUCCCAUAGACGCACAACCAGAGCGAGUUGCUGGCUCAAGCCAGCCCCCCAUCAUUUUCCCGCAGGCUCUGUACAACAAUCAGCUACAGGUCUUACCAUUAACAGGGCCGGCAUCCAAUCCAUCCAUCCCACUAUUGCCGAUCCACGCCCCACCGUCAUCGUCUAGUUAUGUCCUGCAGCCGCCUCCUGCAGCUCUGGUCAACUCCCAGAGCCGAAACUUCGCUGAGUUCAAGCCAUUCAUACCCUCCGAGGUGAUGCGAUACGAUAAAGCUCCUUCAAUCAAACCUGACGUCAAACAAUACGCGCAUAUUAAUCCUCUAACGAGAGACUAUUCAGAUACAAACCAGAAAGACAGUGGAAACUGGCAUGCCCGUGUACACCCUGAAGGAGCGCUCUAUUUUCAUGACUCCGUGCGCGGUAUUUAUACUGACUCGAACUUGCAGAGCGAAGAACGCCGGCGUAACAUAGAUUUAUGUGUGGAUGAACUACUCGCUCACACGGCACCUGGAUUGCAGCUGGAUUGCAACAAGCUCGAGCUCGUGGUGCAGUUGGCAAGGAAGCAAAAGUCCGGGGUUGGAAUUUGCAGGUAUUAUCUUGUUGAUCAUACCAAGCAUCUGCUUUUCUGGCUCCACGAGCUAUCUACGGAUAAGCUUUUUUGUGGAGUCCAGGGUGUUGAAAAGCUGAGCCAUAUCAAGUAUGCUGUUGAACAUCAGUACUGGCAACACUGCGAGUUGUAUCCCAACGAAAAUCUGCCAGGCCCUCAGUUGCUCAAAGAGCUCAAGGAUGUUGUUGUGCAUGCUACCGCUGAGACCAUUACCUCGGAUGUGUCGCUCUCGCCCUUCGAUGGUGAUGAAUUAUCGAAAAUUCUGGACUUGAUCGGCAGACUUCAAGAAAAUGACAAGAACGAAGGUAGCGCCCAUUCUAUCUGUGUCAUAGCCAGGUUUAUGCGGUAUUUCACGCGAGCUAAAUUUUUCAACUUUUGCGGACUGCCUGCUGCCCGUCUGGAUGCGGACCAGUCUGUUUACAUUAAGGAGAAAAGGCACAAGCUGAUAUUGGUUCUUUCGUGGGCCCUCAACGUUGCACUGUUCGGGGCCCCGCAGUCACACAUGAUCGAGCUCCGGCGAGUGUGGGUCGACCGCAGUACCAACUCUCCACGCUGGAAGAACUUUAACAGCAAGCUAAGCAGUGAAUGGUCAGGCAUCACGAUAUAUUCAACUGUGAUGAUAGCCGUGGACGUCAGCUUCCUAGCCGUGCCUUCCGUCGGUCUGCAAGAUCCAGGUUCGGUCACGGUAAUCAGCACAUAUCUUUCCGUUUUUUGCAUCAUCGGAUCGUUGGUCGUGUCCUUGUUUCUUACCAGACAGAAUCGACUAUAUGGGCAGGAAUCUGCUGACACAGCGGUCCAAUUCCUUAAGAUGAUGACAGGAUCUGCGUUUGGCACCAAAGCUCUGGCGACUAUACAUGGUCUUCCAUAUGCUAUGCUAUUAUGGGGCAUGGUGUAUUUUAUGGUUGCGUUCUCUUAUCAAGUUUUCACGACCACGCCUAUCAUCACGCUUGCGACCACUGGGAGCGCAUGCGGCAUUGUGGCACUUUUUACGCUGUGGCUCAUGUGCGCAGCGAGGGAUUUUCAUGUUUCGACACGGUUUCUUGCGUGGCUCCGGGCUUGCAGUUGCAGUUGCAGAUCAAGAAAUAGCACGCAGCCUUAAUAGCGACUCAGCUUAACUAUUUUCCAAAGUUCAAAUUGUGAUGUGUUGUGAUUCGGUUUACUAUUGUACGUAGCAGAAUAUACAGCCGCCGGCAUACGUGUCCAUGACACAGUGGUA